This is a messenger RNA of Cyclopterus lumpus (lumpfish), 1297 nucleotides long. RefSeq names its product activator of basal transcription 1 (gene abt1). The record is from RefSeq and is a predicted model, not a curated record. Gene Ontology annotation, biological process: endonucleolytic cleavage in 5'-ETS of tricistronic rRNA transcript (SSU-rRNA, 5.8S rRNA, LSU-rRNA); endonucleolytic cleavage to generate mature 5'-end of SSU-rRNA from (SSU-rRNA, 5.8S rRNA, LSU-rRNA); endonucleolytic cleavage in ITS1 to separate SSU-rRNA from 5.8S rRNA and LSU-rRNA from tricistronic rRNA transcript (SSU-rRNA, 5.8S rRNA, LSU-rRNA). Gene Ontology annotation, cellular component: nucleolus. The transcript is spliced from 5 exons. NCBI's taxonomy places the organism in Eukaryota, Metazoa, Chordata, Actinopteri, Perciformes, Cyclopteridae. Gene Ontology annotation, molecular function: RNA binding. Bases 140 to 1057 code for a protein of 305 amino acids.
GGUUCAUCUUCAACGAGCCUGUUGUGAUUCUCCGUUUCGUCAUCAGGACUCGACGUUCGGUUCCGCACGUGAGGGCGAGCGCGCGCACGACGGCUGUUUAUAUGAAGAUUUAAAGCUUAAGCAUUCACUCUGCAGCGUCAUGGAGAGAAGAGAGGAAGAGGAAGAGGGGAAGACUACGGCCCAGAUAGAGGAAGAGGAGGAAAGAGAUGAAGACUCAGAUGGUGAUGAAGAGCAACAAAACGAUGAUGAUGAUGAUGAUAAUGAUGAAGAAGAAGAAGAGGAUGAACACUCAGAUGGUGAGGAAGAGCAGAAAAACGACGAUGAUGAUGAUGAUGCAGACCUGAAGAAGAAGACCAAACAGAGAGCUGCUGCGCUGGCUUCCUUUCCAGACAGGAAGUGCAUUCCAGGUAUCGUUUACCUGGGUCACAUUCCUCCGAGGCUCCGCCCCAAACACCUGAGGAACCUGCUGUCAGUGUUUGGAGAGAUCGGACGCAUCUUCCUCCAACCCGAAGAUGGCCAGGUGAGGAGGAGCAAGAGGAAGUCCGGGUUGAGGAGGUGUGACUUCACUGAAGGGUGGGUGGAGUUCAGAGACAAGCGGGUGGCGAAGAGAGUCGUGUUGUCGCUCCACAACACGCCGAUGGGGACCAGGAAGCGCCAACACUUCUCCUCGGACCUCUGGUCCAUCAAGUACCUGCACAGGUUCCAGUGGACUCACCUGAGCGAGCGGCUGGCCUUCGAGCAGACGGUCCUGCAGCAGAGACUCAGGACUGAAGUGUCUCAGGCGAAGAGAGAAACCAACUUCUACCUGAGCAACGUGGAUAAGAGCGCUCACCUGGACACCCUGAGGAGGAAGAGACAGAGAGACGGACAAGAGGGCGACGACAAGUCGUGGGACUUCACUCAGCGUCAGACGGAGGAAGAGAUCCAGAUGAAGAAGCAGAAGAGGAAAGACUUCGUUACCCAGAAGCACCUGGACAAGGCCCGCCUCAUACAGCAGCAGAGCCAAUCGAACGUCUCGCUGCUCGCCAAGAUUUUCAACUGCAACAAAUCAGAGUGACUGCUCAUUGGUCGCUGGACAAGAUUGUUUGGAAACACGAAGCAGCAUGUGAUGACAUGCCCAUCUUCCACAACCAAUCACAGGCCAAGCUGAGCGGGGAUUGAGAAUGAGUUAGUUAAGGCCUUAACGAGCUUGUGUGUGUGUGUGUGUGUGUGUGUGUGUGAGUGAGAGAGUGCAUGAAACAGCAGAUGAUUGCUGAAUGCAACAGAAUGUUAUUAAUAAAAUACAUUUUAAACAGCA